AUGGAACUGCUAUGGCUGAGCACAGGAGGAUACGAAUAUCCAACAGAUGAUAUUGACUCGUGGUUGAAUCCGGCGAAUUGCGCUGAAAACGUCUGUACAUGUCACGAGGAUAUUGAGCUGAAAUUUAUUUAUCUCAAACAAGUCGUCUCAAAUCCCAUAGUCACUCCAUGUACCGACGAAUAUCCGACACCACCACUUGAAGAACAGCAACAACAAAACGACGCUCUGAUGGCUCGUGUAUCUGGAGGAACUACAGGAGGUUGCAAGGACACGAUGGCGAGAGAGGAGAUGAUGAUGGCUAGAAUCAGCUCUCUGAAUGCAAAAGGUCCACAGUCAAGCAAAGGGAAGAAGAAGGAGGACGAGGGGAGCAGAAUAAGUUCAAAUGCACCUAACAGAAGAGACAGCCAAAAGAAGGCAGAGGAAGGAAGCAGAAUGAAUUCGAAUUCACAAAGCGGAAAGGAUAGCCGAAAGAAGGCAGAGGAAGGCAGUAGAAUAAAAUCAGAUUCACAUAGCAAACAUGAUAGCCAAAAGAAGACAGAGGUAGAAAGCAGAAAAAAUUUGAAUUUACAAAGUAGACAAGAUAGCCUGAAGAAGGCAGAGGAAAGAGAAGAGAAAAGUGAACCUCCUGAAGAUGUUAAGACAGCUUCGCCAUUGUCCGGCUCGAAAGAAUUAGACAAAGAGGGUCAGCCCAGUCUUGCUGCUGAACUCCAAUAG
This is a messenger RNA of Cooperia oncophora, 714 nucleotides long. The record is from the annotation of a GenBank genome assembly. NCBI's taxonomy places the organism in Eukaryota, Metazoa, Nematoda, Chromadorea, Rhabditida, Trichostrongylidae.